AACUAAGUUCACUAGAGCAACUAAUUGUUGCUAACCCAUGUAUAUAUGACACAGGCAGAAGCAAGCCAUGGCCAAUAUUCCCGCGCAGCUUUUUCAAUCCAUAUCACCGCCACCGCCACCGCCACCGCCACGACCAAUAUCAUCAAAUUACGCCGAUAAUGCACCUCUCAACUCCUCAACUCUUCCCCUUCCAAGAAGACCCGGACAACAAUCUGAUCAACCUAUACACACUAAUAUUUCUCCACUAUACAACACUAAGCCACUCACUUCCACCACAUACGCUUCAAUUCUCAGCUCUUGUACAUCUCCAAAUUUACCCACCCAGCUUCACGCCCAUGUAAUCAAAUCUGGGUUUCAUGCCCAUGACUUUAUCCAGACUAAAUUACUUCAAACCUACGCUAAGUUUGGUUUUCUAGAAUCUGCACAGCUUCUGUUUGAUUUAAUGCCCCUGAGAAACUUAUAUUCUUGGUUGGCCAUCAUUAAUGUGUACAGUUAUCAUGGACUAUAUAAUGAAGCUUUUACUGUGUUUCACGAAUUGUUGGUUGAAGAUAUUGGAUUGGAAUUCUUUGUUUUUCCUGUUGUGUUGAAGAUAUGUAGCGGUCUUGGUAAUGUAGAUUUAGGUAGGCAAUUACAUGGGAUGUUGAUUAAGUAUCGGUUUUUCGCAAAUAUUUACGUGGGUAAUGCGUUAAUUGAUAUGUAUGGUAAAUGUGGGAGCUUAGAUGAUGCCAAGCAAGUUAUAUUAUUGAUGCCUGAGACGGAUUCUGUGUCGUGGAAUUCGGUUAUUACGGCGUGUGCUGCUAAUGGAAUGGUUUACGAGGCGCUAGAGUUUCUUGAGAAGAUGAAACUUUUGGGUACUUGUUUGCCGAAUCUUGUUACUUGGAGUGCGGUUAUUGGAGGUUUUGCGCAGAAUGGUUAUGAUGAGGAAGCGAUAGAGCUCGUUGUUAGAAUGCAAGAGGAAGGGAUUGAACCGAAUGCGCGAACUCUGGCUAGUGUUCUCCCAGCUUGUGCUAGACUGCAAAAGCUUAGCUUUGGUAAGGCGUUUCAUGGCUAUAUCACGAGACAUGGAUUUAUGUGUAAUCCUUUUGUUGUCAAUGGAUUAGUUGAUGUGUAUAGGAGGUGUGGCGAUAUGAAUUGUGCAGUUAAGAUAUUUUCGAAGUUUUCAGUGAAAAAUGAAGUGUCGUAUAAUACAAUGAUUGUUGGUUACUGUGAGAGUGGUGAUGUAUCCAAUGCUAAGCAGCUGUUUGAUAGUAUGGAGCUUUUGGGGGUGAAAAGAGAUUUAAUUUCAUGGAAUUCGAUGAUUUCAGGAUAUGUGGAUAAUUUCAUGUUCGAUGAAGCUUUAUAUAUGUUUUCUGAUUUACUGAAACAAGGAAUUGAACCGGAUUCUUUUACUUUGGGAAGUGUUUUAGCAGCGUGUGCUGAUACGGCAUCGCUGAGGCAAGGGAAGGCGAUACAUGCUCAUGCCAUUGUUAAGGCCUUGCAUUGUAAUACAUUUGUUGGUGGAGCUCUUGUAGAAAUGUACUCUAAAUGUCAAGACCUGCGGGCUGCUCAGAUGGCGUUUAACGAUGUGCAUGAUAGGGAUACACCGACAUGGAAUGUUCUCUUAUCGUGCUAUUCCCGUUGCAACCAAAUCGAAGGAAUUCAAAACCUGCUUCAGAAGAUGAGAGAGGAUGGAUUUGAGCCGAACGUGCAUACAUGGAACGGAAUUCUUGCUGGUCACGUGGAAAAUGGUCACCUAGACGUGGCCAUGCAGUUGUUUUCAGAAAUGCAGAUGAAAAUUCCGACCGCUGAUAUUUACACUAUCGGGAUCAUUCUACCUACUUGCUCAAAGUUGGCUACGCUUGAGCGAGGGAAACAAGUCCACGCACACGCGAUAAAGCGCUACUACGACUCUGAUGUACAUAUAGGAGCAGCGCUCCUAGAUAUGUAUGCAAAAUGUGGAAGUAUACGGCACGCAGUGUUGGCCUAUAACAGGAUAUCGAGCCAUAAUUUGGUGUGCCACAAUGCUAUGCUUACCGCAUACGCAAUGCACGGAUAUGGAGAAGAAGGAAUAGCUCUGUUCCGAAGAAUUCUGGCCGAUGGAUUUCAAGCAGACCAUGUGACGUUCCUAUCCGUUCUUUCGUCUUGUGUUCACGCCGGAUCAGUUGAGGCAGGGCAUGAGUUUUUUGAUUUGAUGAGAUACUAUGAUGUGAAACCUGAACUGAAACACUACACUUCAAUGGUUGAUCUCCUGAGCCGUUCAGGACAGCUUAAUGAAGCUUACGAGCUUAUCAUGAAGAUGCCAAUGGAAGCCGACUCAAUUAUUUGGAGUGCUUUACUCGGAGGGUGUGUGAUUCAUGGGUGCGUCGAGCUUGGGGAAUUUGCAGCAGAAAGAGUUAUAGAGUUAGAACCAAAUAACAGUGGGAAUUAUGUUCUGUUGGCUAAUCUAUAUGGUUAUGGAAGGAGAUGGUUAGAGUUAGCGAGAAUAAGAGAGACGAUGAAGGAUAGAGGAAUACGUAAGAGCCCCGGAUGUAGUUGGAUUGAGGAUAAAGAUGAAGUUCACAGCUUUGUUGCAGGUGAUAGAUGUCACAAAAGAAGGGAAGAGAUAUACAGUACUUUGCAAACCUUGAGCUUUCACAUGAGAAUGUAUUGCCUUACUUCUCACUGAGCUUUCUUCUUGUAACUAUUACCGUAUAAUAUAAGCAUCACUGCCAGGAUUGGAAAACCUGGAUGAAUUGGUGUUUUCCUCCAUGAAA
Messenger RNA from Mercurialis annua (annual mercury), 2732 nucleotides. Its product is annotated as pentatricopeptide repeat-containing protein At2g13600-like. Bases 68 to 2644 code for a protein of 858 amino acids. The record is from RefSeq and is a predicted model, not a curated record. Gene Ontology annotation, biological process: RNA modification. Gene Ontology annotation, molecular function: protein binding; RNA binding. The transcript has a single exon. Lineage: Eukaryota; Viridiplantae; Streptophyta; Magnoliopsida; Malpighiales; Euphorbiaceae.